This is a messenger RNA of Thlaspi arvense, 240 nucleotides long. The record is from the annotation of a GenBank genome assembly. Lineage: Eukaryota; Viridiplantae; Streptophyta; Magnoliopsida; Brassicales; Brassicaceae.
AUGUUGUGCAAUGUAUUCGUUUCCUCAAAUACGGUUACCAGUUUACCACAGGGAGCUCUUCAAGCGGCGAAGCAAUCCGGAAAAGUGUUGGACGUUUUCUUCUGUCUUAAGCUCUUAGAAGCCACAGGAAUCUCCACAGUGCCUGGCUCUGGAUUUGGACAGAAAGAAGGUCUGUUCCAUCUGAGGACAACGAUCUUACCUGAAGAAGAGAUCAUGGACAGUUUUCAAGAAGUUCAAUGA